Messenger RNA from Carlito syrichta (Philippine tarsier), 493 nucleotides. It is a transcript of the gene GNRH2, whose product is annotated as gonadotropin releasing hormone 2. The coding region runs from base 2 to 493 and encodes 163 amino acids. Gene Ontology annotation, molecular function: hormone activity. The transcript has 2 exons. Gene Ontology annotation, biological process: multicellular organism development. NCBI's taxonomy places the organism in Eukaryota, Metazoa, Chordata, Mammalia, Primates, Tarsiidae. The record is from RefSeq and is a predicted model, not a curated record. Gene Ontology annotation, cellular component: extracellular region.
CAUGGCCAGCUCCAGGCUAGGCCUCCUGCUGCUGCUGCUGCUGCUGACUGCCCACCCUGGACCCUCGAAGGCUCAGCACUGGUCCCAUGGCUGGUACCCUGGAGGAAAGCGAGCCUCCAGCUCAUCCCAGGACCCACAGAGUGUCCUUAGGUCCCCAGGAAGGGACCUGGACACUGCAGCAGGCAGCCCAGCUCAGACAGCCCAUAGCCUCCCAAGUGAUGCUCUGGAUCCCCCAGAGGACAGCGCACCCUGGAAAGGCAGGACCAUAGCCAAGUGGUCCCUCCGCAGGAUGCAGCACCUGGCACAGACACUACUGGUGAGUGGGGUGAGAGGGCCCCAGCAUUCAAGACCAGCCACUGGUCACCAGUGGCCAUUGUGGCUAAGAAUUGGGGCCCGAGGGGCAUGGAAAAUGAGAUACCACUGGGAUGCGCCCUCCACAGCACCCCCAGCCGUUUCUCUGUGCCCUUGCACACAGCAGGUUGCCAUCCGCUAA